AUGUGGACGACAAUGCGUCGCGGGUCAGCCUGGCUGCGCUGCGCCGAGGGGCGGGGACCCUGGCCGAGGGGCCGAGCGGCGCGUGCGCACAAGGGCGCCGCGGGAAGUUGGACAUCGGCAGGUCGGGCAGCUGGUCUGGGGGACCGCCGGGGCAUGGGCUCGGCGACAGUCCUGGCGCGGCGGCUGCAGGCGGCGCUGCGGAAGGAGGAGUUGCGGACAGUGGAGGAGCUGCUGCGCCGUGGUGCUGACCCCAACCUGGUGCUUGAGGAUGGCGCGGCGGCCAUGCACCUGGCGGCCAGAGCCCAGCGCCCGCGGAGUCUGUGUUGCCUCGAGGCCCUGCUGCGCCGAGGCGGGGACCCCAACACUCGAUCGGCCGAGGCGCUGACGCCGCUGCACGUGGCCGCUGCCUGGGGCUGUCGCCGCGGCCUGGAGCUGCUGCUGAGCCAGGGAGCGGACCCCGCGCUGCGCGACCAGGACGGACUCCGGCCUGUGGACCUGGCCGAGCAGCAGGGGCACCAGAACUGUGUGCGUGUCCUUCGGGAGCUGGAGGCUCGGACCAGGACCCCAACACGGACCCGGGCAGACCCCCAGGAGCCAGAGCCCGAGCCCAAGCCUGGCAGUGAGUGCCCCUCUGGACCUCCCAGUGUGACACUGGACUCCACAACACUGGGCAGAGGUGAUGACAAGGACAUGAGCCUGGAGGCUGGCCCUGGACCCCCCAGCCUCCUUGCCCACCCUGAGAUUGCUGGCACAGAUGGCAGCUUGGAGUCCCCCCUAGGAUGCUGGGACUGCAACUCAGUUGCCUCCUUUGUCACCGCAGUUGAGGCCUCUGGAGCUGAGGACCCAACUGCCCACAUGUCCCCCUGGGCUGGUGUCCGACCGUCCCAGAGGGUGCCAAGAUCUUCAGGUACCCCACAGCAGGAACAUCGAGCCCUCGUGGAGGACAGGGAGGCAGAACUAAAUGCCCGUCUGCAGGCCCUGACUCUGACCUUGCCAGAUGCCUCCCCCUCCCCCAAGUUCUACCCAGAGAGGAGCCCAGCCCAUAGUGCCCCUUGGGAACCACUGCCUGGACCCUCUGACUUCCACAUCCCAAAAGAUGACCAGUUGUCCCUCGACAGUGAUGUGGCUGCCCUCUGGCUGACAGAGGAUGAGGUGAGCGCCACAGGUGGCAGGGACCCCAUCACCUCUUGCCAGUGCCCACCGGACCCCACCACGUCUGACCUGGAGCUGCUGCAAGGGCUCCGGGCACUUGGCAAGAGCCGCGGUCCCAUCACGUCCUUCACCCGGCCAUACUACCUCCAACCACUAGAAGAAGCCCAGGCUGCUCGUGGCCUAGAAUUCUCAGGGCACAGCCCAGAGCUGGCCAAAGCCCUGCGGACCGGCCGUAUCCCAGAUGCCCAGGCAGAUGAGGAUGCACUUGCCAAGCAGUUUGAGCGGCCAGAACCCACCAGACGGUGGCGGGAGGGGGUCAUGAAGUCCAGCUUCACAUAUCUGCUGCUGGACCCCAGGAAGACUCAGAACCUUCCAGCCCGAGCCUUCUCACUGACCCUGGCUGAAUGCCUUCGAAUUUUUGUCCAUGCCAUCUUCUACGUGGGCAAGGGAACACGGACCCGGCCGAAUGUCCACCUCUGGAAGGCCCUUAGCCACCGAGGGUGGCCAGGAAAACAGGCCUGCCCCAAGGUGCGCCAGAUCUUAGACAUCUGGGCCAGUGGUCGCGGUGUUGUCUCCCUGCAUUGCUUCCAGCAUGUGGUUGCUGUGGAGGCUUACACUCGAGAAGCAUGUCUUGUGGAUGCUCUAGGGAUCCAGACGCUGACCAACCAGAAGCAAGGACACUGCUAUGGAGUGGUGGCCAGCUGGCCACCCACCCGGCGCCGCCGCUUGGGGGUGCAUCUGCUGCACCGUGCCCUCCUUGUCUUCCUGGCUGAGGGUGAGCGAGAGCUAUGGCCCCAGGACAUCCAGGCCCGUGGCUGAGCACUGGGGAAUUGGCCAUCCAGCCUAGGUCGAGAUCAGGGUGUUUGAAUGUUCCAGCUGCCCCGCGCUGAGAGCAGCCGCCCAUCUCCAGCUCCAGAAGGCUGGUGGGGGAGCAGCAGGACAAUCUCUCCCUCGGGCUGAAGGAGGAUUUUAUUACAGAUGAAACUGCUGGAUAGGUAGUGAGCUCCCUGUCAUGGGUGGAGAAUAAGGGGAUGUGGGAGGAGAACAAGUAGACCAGAAGGUUCUUUGGAACACUCUGGUGCUUUGAAAUAUGCCAGUGCUUUGGCAGUUUGGUCCUGUUUGGGCAAACAGAGUCCAUUUUUAUCUCCCUGACACAGGGGACCCACAAUGUAGGCUGGGCUGGGGGCUUCCUCAGCCACAUGAAGGGAAUCUGCCCAGCUCAAGAGUUAGGUUUCGCUGCUUCCCAGCUGUGGGACCUUGGACCAGCAAGUUCUCUGUCUGAGCCUCACUGUCCUCAGUUGUACACAAUGGGGAAAGUGCGAGGUUCUACCUCAGGGGGUCACUGAGGAAAUCAGAUUAAACCGUCAUGGGGUAAAGUGUUCGGCUCAGAGCCCUACUGAGCCAGAGGCAGCCCUGCAGGCGGAAAUUCUCUGGAGGAAGGCGGCGGGUGUCGGGAUGUUCUCGAGAUACCGGGGAUGUUCUCGAGGUACCGACUUGUGUAUUGAGGGGUGGGCAGAGCUGGGGAGGUCAUCGCGGUGUGGGUGUGAGACACCAGCUCUCCUUGGCAUCACUGUGUGACUGGAGCCUCCUGGUGUUGCUUCUCUGAACCUGUUUC
This is a messenger RNA of Lagenorhynchus albirostris (white-beaked dolphin), 2767 nucleotides long. It is a transcript of the gene ANKLE1, whose product is annotated as ankyrin repeat and LEM domain containing 1. Lineage: Eukaryota; Metazoa; Chordata; Mammalia; Artiodactyla; Delphinidae. Gene Ontology annotation, molecular function: protein binding; endonuclease activity. Bases 1 to 1971 code for a protein of 656 amino acids. The transcript is spliced from 9 exons. The record is from RefSeq and is a predicted model, not a curated record.